AUGGGUGAUGGAUUCCGUCUGCCAAAUGGAAACUCUUCAACCAUUUCCAAUACCGUUGAGAUAGAUGAUGAAGUUGAUUAUAUGUCUGAUGCUAUUUUAAAAGAAAUAGAAGAUGUGAAACCUGGAUUACUUCUGUCACGCGAUACACAGCGAAAACGUGUAGUGGAGCAGAAUCGACGGAAAAACAAAUGUCUUUCGAAAUCGGAAAGAGAAAUGCAUAAUUUGAAGGAGGGCCUGAAAAAGAAAGUUGGGCCAGAGAAUAAGGGAUUCAGUUUAUUGUCAAAAAUGGGCUACAUUCCCGGAAAAGGCUUGGGAAAAAACGCCACUGGCAUAGCCGAUCCUGUUUCCAUCGAGAUUCCUCAGGGUCGGGAGGGUCUUGGUUUCACAACUGAAAAGAAUGAACGCAUAAUGUUUAGAGAAACUCUUAGAGAGCAGCUACAGAUUGCAUGCAAAAAUGGAUUUCGAGACAUCAUGGCUAUUAGAUUUCGACAAAAUCGUUUGAACCGACAAUUUCAUGCUGCUCGUCGAAUUUGUCGAGAUCUGGAUAUGAAGGAAUCAAUUGAAAUUCCAGUUGAUGAAUCAUUUUGGCCUCCCGCAGAUCCUGUCCCAACUGAUAUCGUACAGGAUCCUAAACAUGUGAUGGUUGAUUGUUCAUACAAUUGUAAAUCUUCAAAGGACAGGGUUCCAACACCCAGUAUAGUGUCUCAAGAUGAUUUUAACGAGGAAUUUCAGGAUAAUGAUUUGGUCAAAUUUGACCCAACUCAUGCGAACUGUGAUUAUAAAUCCAUUCAAAGAAGUUUUAUGCUGCUUUUGGGUUACCUACGAAGCCGACAUUAUUACUGUUUCUGGUGCAGCUUGCAGUACACGAAUCAGUCUGAGCUUCUAAACCAGUGCCCUGGAGAGGAAGAAGAUGACCAUGACUAA
This is a messenger RNA of Heterobilharzia americana, 924 nucleotides long. The record is from the annotation of a GenBank genome assembly. Lineage: Eukaryota; Metazoa; Platyhelminthes; Trematoda; Strigeidida; Schistosomatidae.